AGAGCAGAGCUCACUACCUGUCUAUCCUGAUCUUAUCUUCAUCUGGAUCACAACUUUCUCACUGACUGGCUGCACACCGACCUCAUCCCUCCUGCACCUGUCUGCCUGCCUGCACCUGUCUACCUGCCUGCACAUAUCUACCUGCCUGCUUCUCCUGCACCUGUCUACCUCUCUGCUUCUCCUGCACCUGGGGACCAUCCUGCCUUCCAGCCUCCACACCCAGGUCCCGGGGGCCACUCCAUCAUGAAGGCAGCUCCGUUCAUGCUCCUCGCCUGCUACCUGAUUGUAACGGCUCAGGUCAAAGCCCGGCCCAUGGACAGGGGUCUGUUUGAAGGGCCGAGGUUAAGUCUGGACAGGUUAGUCAACAAUGAGGGCGAUCAGGCUCUUCUCUACUUUCUGAAGGAGAGACAGUUGAACCGAGGCGAUUCUCGUGUACAACUGAGGCUCAGUAAAGGUUCUCUUUCCACUGACCACCCAAUGACUGUCCAGGACCUUGCACCCAUCCUUGAUGUUUUGCAGUCCCUUUACCAGGAGAACCGGCCAGAGGAAUCGGGUAGGACCUUCCUGGAAGUCUUCUCCGACCGCCUGAAGAGAGAAGACCCUCCGAUCUCCAUUGACUUGACAUUUCACAUCCUUCGACAGAUGAUCGAGAUAGCAAAGAAUCAGAACCAGAAGCAGCAGGCCGAACAGAACCGCAUCAUUUUCGACUCGGUAGGGAAGUGACCAUCGAUGGUUCAGGGCCUCGACUCCGAAAAAUAAGCCAAAAAACUCACUUCUUAUCCAAAUCCGGGAUGUGCAUUACCCUACACAACAAAGACUUCAGCCCGCCUGGUGGUAGAGGUGGACUUGUGCCAAAUCCAGGAACUUGCAGGGACAGAGGGAGGGUCUCUGGUUCUAUGUGCCCUUCACUGAUGUGGACAUCUCCUUCCAUUCAUUAAACCCCUUGUUUCCAUCUCUGAGUCCAUGUCUAACAUAUACUACAGGAUUCGUUUAUUUAUAAAAUUCAUCUCCGAAUUA
Molecule: messenger RNA, 1017 nt
Organism: Rana temporaria (common frog)
Lineage: Eukaryota; Metazoa; Chordata; Amphibia; Anura; Ranidae
Gene: UCN
Product: urocortin
Exons: 2
Coding region: 244-723 (159 amino acids)
Cellular component (GO): extracellular region
Molecular function (GO): hormone activity
Source: RefSeq, a predicted model, not a curated record